This is a messenger RNA of Glossina fuscipes, 2622 nucleotides long. RefSeq names its product ATP-sensitive inward rectifier potassium channel 11-like. The transcript has 5 exons. Gene Ontology annotation, biological process: potassium ion import across plasma membrane; regulation of monoatomic ion transmembrane transport. The record is from RefSeq and is a predicted model, not a curated record. Gene Ontology annotation, molecular function: inward rectifier potassium channel activity. Gene Ontology annotation, cellular component: plasma membrane. Lineage: Eukaryota; Metazoa; Arthropoda; Insecta; Diptera; Glossinidae.
GGAUCAUGUACACGGCACUAGUUAAACGAUCAGUUGUGUAUCAGUUGUCAUUUAUUAACGUCCGGAAUAACGACAUGUGUGGUGUUUUUGUUAGACCGUUCGAGCGCCUCCUCUAAGCAUUGUGUGUGUCUAAAUAAAUCAUAAAUUAAAUCUUCAUAAUAUAACGGUAGCAAAUCAUAAAAAAUAAUAACGAACAAUAAAGAUUUAAUGUACUCGUAUUUUUUAUUACAUUAUCGUGUGUGUUGAUCUAGAGUACAACAUUUAAUAAUUUAAUAUUUAUAUAUUUAUAUAUUUGUUUUUAUUAUUAAGAAAAUGUUUUAAAUUAAAUUCGCAUACAAGUGUUAACCCAAAAGUCAACUGACGAACAUUUCGAAGUUUUCAUGAAGUGAGAAACGAAACCUAAUGUUUUUUCGUUUAGUUUUCUUUAAAUUUUUACUUGUAUUCAUUUUCGCGUCAUUUGCGAUAUUUAGUUUAUAUACUAAGUCAAUAACAAAAAAAGAAAUGAAAACUUUUUAAAAACAAACUAAAUUCGUUCUCGUUAUCUAUAAAUGCUUUAAAUCAUUUUUAAUCAAUCCCUUAAAAAUUUUAUUACAAGGAACUUAAACAAAAAACAAAAAAGAGGAAAAAAUUCCAAAACUAAUUCCCAAGGUCAAGGUCAUUCAAAAGGAAACUUAAAUAACUUGUAAGCGUUAAACAAACGGAAAUAAUGCGCUAAACAAACGGAAGUAAUUUUUAUGAAAUCAUGUAAGAAAACCUUAUUAACUUCAGCGGAAUUUCUUCUAACUUAUCAGCUCGUACCCACAACCUAAGAUUGUUCCAUGGGAACAUGGAUCUUUUAAAGCAAAUGCGUGCAAAAUUUUUCAAUUCUUCCACUUCUACCGAGAGCGAGAGUAAAGAUACUCCCACCUCGGACAAAUCAGCUUUAGAACCGUUAGCCGAUCCGGGACGUUUUCAGCGCCAGAUUACCAUAGAACCUGAACCAGAUUCAUUGGACAGCGUUUUCAGUAAUCCUCAGUCCUAUCCAAUCACAAUAAUACCUAAUCGUCCGAGCACCCUCUAUGGACUAACACAGAAUAGCAAGACUUUCCAACGCCAAGCGAGUUGUAGAUCGCGUAAUUUUCGCCCUGGUAGUAUGCGCAAAGUGCGCAGGCGUGCAGUGUUCAAGAAUGGCGACUGUAAUGUUAUCCAAAAAAAUUUAACCCGUCGACGUUUGCGGUUUUUGCAAGACAUGUACACCACUCUCGUGGAUUCACAAUGGCGCUGGACGUUGUUGGCUUUUGCUAUGAGUUUUAUAUUAUCGUGGCUUUCGUUCGCGGUAUUGUGGUGGUUGAUCAUGUACACCCAUGGCGAUCUGGAAGAUUUGCAUAUGCCCGAUAAUCAAGGGGGGGAAGCCAAGUGUUUUAGUUAAAAUUGUUUUACCUCUUGCUUUCUCUUCUCAAUUGAAACGCAACAUACGAUUGGUUAUGGUAUGCGCACGACAUCCGAAGAAUGUCCGGAAGCGAUAUUUAUGAUGUGUAUACAAUCCAUUUAUGGCGUUAUGUCGUCCGCCUUUAUGGCGGGUAUUGUGUUUGCGAAAAUGACACGAGCCAAGCAACGAGCUCAAACUUUAUUAUUCUCCAAGCAUGCUGUGAUCUGUCAACGCGAUGGUUGUUUGACGUUAAUGUUCCGAGUGGGUGACAUGCGUAAAUCGCAUAUCAUUGGUGCUGGGGUUAGGGCUCAAUUAAUACGUACGCGCACCACCAAGGAGGGCGAAGUAAUGACUCAACAUUUUACCGAACUUGAUAUUGGAGCAGAUGAAUGUGGUUCCGAUUUAUUCUUCAUAUGGCCCAUGAUCAUCGAACACAAGAUCGAUGAGAACUCGCCGCUAUAUAAUAUGUCUGCGACGGAUUUAUUACACGAUAAAUUUGAAAUUGUCGUAAUCUUGGAGGGUACGGUAGAGUCAACAGGGCAAUCGGCUCAAGCUAGAUCGAGCUAUAUUAACACAGAAAUUUUGUGGGGUCAUCGUUUCGACCCUGUAGUAGUUUACAAUAAAGAUUGCCAGGCUUAUGAAAUCGACUAUGCGCGCUUUAAUGAAACCACACAAGUCGAUACACCAUUGUGCAGUGCUCGGGAAUUGAACGAAAUAUAUAAAAUACAAGAAGGUUUUCGCACACCAGAAACCACAUUUACUAUGCGCCAAUUGUCCUGCAAUGAAUAGGCAUUAAACAGAAAUAUCAUAAAACAAGGGAGACACUAACAUAUAUAUAUAUGUAUAUAUAUAUGUGUACAUCUAUAUAUAUAUAUGAAAAGUUAAUACAACAUGUACAAUAACAUAACACACUAAUUAAAAGGAACAUAAAGUGAAAAGAUAAGCAAAAAUUGGUGAAAAGAUAAACAAACACAAAACAAGUAGAGAGAGAAUCGCUUAUAUCAACUGGUGUUUGUCUCGUAUAAUGUUACAUGUAAUCGUCUAAUUGUGCAUCUUGCUUACAAAGAACAAAUUAUAAAAUACAUAAAACUAUAUCCUUAUUACAUCUAAUUAAUGUAAUUACUUUAAAUAAAACUUAAUUGAUGAUAAUUGAGGUUUAAAAAUGAAUUUUCAUUGGCUUUAAUUUUCUAAAAUUAGAAACAAUUUUAUCCAUA